Molecule: messenger RNA, 798 nt
Organism: Kwoniella botswanensis
Lineage: Eukaryota; Fungi; Basidiomycota; Tremellomycetes; Tremellales; Cryptococcaceae
Exons: 1
Coding region: 1-798 (265 amino acids)
Source: RefSeq, a predicted model, not a curated record
AUGUUCGUCACUGAGACCAACGAUCUCGGUGUCGAAGUUACUUACCACGACACAGACCUUAAUAGCUACAAAAUCAGCUCCCCAGCCUAUUCUACCCCAGCUCCAGCACGUCCAUUACACCUCCGACUCAAUCUCGAUACCACUCUACCUCCUGAAAGUAGGGUAUCCCAAUUCUUCCAAACCUUACCCGAAGUCAACGCACCUUACAAUGUGACUGUUGAUGCUAACACCUUACAAGCGGAAUAUCAAUACGCUAUCGAGAGGGAUCCAGAGUUAUCCAAUGUAAAUUUCACAUCUGCCAUUUUGAACAGUGAUAUCAAAUUGGAUAUUUCUUCACCUCUUACGGGAUUUGAUCAAGGUAGAAUCCGAGGAUCUGCAAUAACAAGUGAUGUUCCAUUUUUUCAGGUCGUGCGAUCGGUCAAGUUCGCCGAUCUAGUAAAGAAUAAGGGACCACUCAUCAGAAACGACAUAUUGUCUAAAAUGAACUCUAUGAUCUUACAUGUCCAACCUUCGUCAGAUACUCGAUGGGCAGGUGAAAGUUCGAAUGGAUUCCAUAUGACUCCCACUAACAAGAAACAUACCACGCCGUAUAUAUGUAUCUACGAGUCACUGGAAAAUUGGAAUCCGAUCCAUUACACCUCUCAGAGUCGGGAUGAGACUGAAGUAGUGGAUAUAUCAUUGUUGGACAAUACAGCUCAUAAUGAGAUGGACCUGGAAGUGGUGGAUGCUCUUCUAGGAAAAGGAUUUGGUGGUGGUCAAGUAACGUCGAAUAGCAGUUUGAAAUUUGUCGUUCGUUGA